This is a messenger RNA of Saccostrea cuccullata (small rock oyster), 1835 nucleotides long. Its product is annotated as thrombospondin-1-like. The transcript has 7 exons. Bases 567 to 1103 code for a protein of 178 amino acids. The record is from RefSeq and is a predicted model, not a curated record. Lineage: Eukaryota; Metazoa; Mollusca; Bivalvia; Ostreida; Ostreidae.
UCUAACAAGUGUAUUUUCUGCCUUUUAUUCAGUGAUAAUAGACAAUUAAUCACAACCAUGGUACUUUGAUUUUAACCCUCUUAAGAAGGUUUGUAGUUCUGCAUAUUUGCGGUUGCAAAAUGUUUCAGAUCCAUGAAGUUACCAAUGAUAUGCACCUUCAUCCAGAAUAAUUCCGUGUUGUACUCAAUAUUCAAAUUGUACAACCACAGAAAAAAGAAUAAGGUAUCUAUCAUCCUUUUGAACAAGGUCUGUUGGAAAAGAACAUCGACUUUUCCCUGUACAGCUACGAUCUCCUGAUAAUACAAUAGAAAUAUUCCAAACACACUGCUCGUCAGAUCUGGCUUCUGAAGGAUUGUCUUUUUCAGUCAAACCCAUUAAUGGUGCUAUAAGUACACGAAUGUUCUCAAGAGUGUUUUUGUAAUGCAAAAUAAACCAUAUUCCCCAUUGUGUCCGCCAAUCUACUCUUUUGGAACUAAUUCAAGUACUUUUAAAAAAAAACCAAACCAAAAAAAAGUCAUAGAACGGAGCUCCAUAUCCCCUUAUCUCGUCCUAUCAUUAAAACUCUAAUGAAGUCGAAUAUGACAUGUCUGGCAUGUGUUUUUAUAUAUGUUCUUACAAUCUGUGUGUUUACAGAAACUGUCUCCGGGUACUGCUAUAGGAGUUCAUGUUGUGGUGAGGGAUGUCAAUGCAUUUAUUCAAGUUCAGUGUAUGAUUCUCACCAUACGACAUGUCAAUGCCCCUCAGGAGUCUCUCCUUAUAACUACGCGUUAUCACCCUGGAGUGAGUGGACCGCUUGUAAUGUAUCGUGUGGAGGUAAUGGUACACAACACAGGUACAGGACCUGUAGAGGCUGUUGUAGUAAUCAGGUGUUACAAGAGCCUAGAGACUGUGGCUCAGACGCAUGUCAAGUAAAUGGAUCUUGGACUUCUUGGGGAGGAUUCAGUAGUUGUGAUAAAUCGUGUGGUGGAGGCUGGAAACUAAGGUUCAGAGAUUGUACCAGUCCCGCUCCAGCUGAUGGUGAUCUACCUUGUAUUGGUGAUUCUGUGGAAGUGAUAGGAUGUAACAUGUUCCACUGUCCAAUUGACGGAGGAUGGUCUUCAUAGUCCAACUUCAGUAAACAUUGUAGCGGUAGUUGUGGACUAGGUUUACAUCUCAGAACUCGCACCUGCUCCCAGCCGCAUCCUAAAUACGGGGGUCAUAAGUGUACAGGAAACUCAACAGAAGGCAUUCCCUGCAAUCUCACAGCCUGUCCAGUUGAUGGCCUUUGGGGUCAGUGGGGACACUUCCGUCCAUGUGACAUGUCAUGUGGCGGAGGAAUACAUAUCAGAGUAAGGCAAUGUAACAAUCCACCACCAUCUCACGGAGGACGUCAUUGUACCGGUAGGAAUUUGGAAUCUGACCAGCCCAGGUAUAAACUACACAAGUAAAAUCACAUGGAAUCCACUGCUUCUUCGGCUACAAAACAUUUUAUACAAGGCCCGGUUUUUGUUGGAUGAAACAUGUAUGAUAUCCAACGAAAGUUAUUAAAACAAUAAACAUGCAUUCACAAAACAUGUCGUUUUAAACGUAACGGGUAAAUACAGACAUGGCAAAAGAGAGGGCAAAAGUACAUCAUUAGUUUGUUUCGAUGUCACCCAAUUAAAUAAUGAAAAAAAAAAUACUUUUAAGGACAGAUGAUAGAAAAGACUUUUGUCAGAAAAAUUGGAAAUCACAACUUUGAGUCAUGAUCAAGUUACUGUUAUAAUGAUAAAUAUAUUAUAUACCCCCUUAAACCAGCAAAAUAUGGGAUUUGAAGUGAAAAAUAUUCAUGUAGAUUACUAAGGAUGGUUUCUGAC